This is a messenger RNA of Xiphias gladius (swordfish), 4059 nucleotides long. It is a transcript of the gene zc3h7ba, whose product is annotated as zinc finger CCCH-type containing 7Ba. Gene Ontology annotation, biological process: miRNA processing. Lineage: Eukaryota; Metazoa; Chordata; Actinopteri; Istiophoriformes; Xiphiidae. The coding region runs from base 274 to 3489 and encodes 1071 amino acids. The record is from RefSeq and is a predicted model, not a curated record. The transcript has 23 exons. Gene Ontology annotation, molecular function: miRNA binding; protein binding; metal ion binding.
AAGCUCUCAGUAUCAUUAAAGGGCCAGUGUAGAGAUUUGCCACUGGCUCAUGGAUGGACUGGAGCUGCUGGGAAUCGAAACUUAAGCGGGGACUUCGAGGGUUUUCUUUCUCCUCGCUGUUUGUCAUCGUCAGCACGGCCUAUCGGCUGCUAAAACUUUUGUUUUUGUUUUUGUUUUGUUAUCUCCCGUCUUUUCCCACUUCGGACCUAGCAUGACACGCUUAUAAAUUCUGCCUCGGUUCAUUUAACCUCCUCACUUCAGCAGUGGACAAGCAUGGAUCCUGCCAGGCAGAACCGCAAGGAGGAGAUAAACAAGGCUCUGGAAUUUAUCCAGUCUUCCCUGGCUUAUCCAGAACCAGAUGGCUACCAGGACUUCCUGACCAACUUAGUGUGCAACCUGCUCGAUGAGGGCAACGCCUUGUUCAAAGACAGAGAGUGGGAGCAGGCCGUGAGAGAGUUCAGUGAAGGCCUGAACGUCUCUUCCUACACAGCAGGAGAGGACAUGCAGAUCCCCGAAGCUUUGCUGGAGAGCCUAUAUGUCAACCGGGCUACUGCAUAUCACAGUAUGGGGGAAUAUGAUCGAGGUGUGAAGGACUGCGACAGAGCUCUUGAAUUGUGUAAGGACAACCGCAGAGCCCUGUACAGGAAAGCACUAUGUUUGAAGGGGCUUGGGAGGUACAAGGAGGCGUACAACUGCACCACGGACUGCCUGCUUAUCACUCGUCUGGAUAAAGAGGUGAAUGAGCUUGCACAGGAUCUGGCCAUCCACCUGGGACUAAAAAAUCGAAAACCCUAUGUCAGUGUAAAGGAAGACACACUUAUAACGGGAGGUAUCGCAAAUGGAAAUAUGAUUUCUGAAGCCAUCAAGGUGUCUGGUACUAAUUCAGGAAAUGCUAUGAAUCCUCUGACUGGGCUUGCACCAGUCAGCUUUACCAGCAUGCCUCAGUCCACCAUUCCCUCCAUACCUCGAAGCUGCCGCCAACCUGCUGUUUCCCCAGUGCCUGACAGGGUGGACCCUUUGGAGGACUCCGAGCUGAUGGGAGAUGAUUUAGACAGUCUGCUCGACUGCUUCCCCACUGAGCAGGAGUCAACUGAUACCCACAUCCAGGCAGCAUUCUCAGCUCCCGGCAAGACAUCCAUUUGCGCACACAAGGUUCCUUCAGUCCUGCCUGCCCCAACACCCCAGCUACCCCCUGCCUUCUUCACUUUGGCCAUCAGCCAACUCAACUCCCUAGAUUCAUUUUCAGGUGGUGAGCAAAUCACUACGACUGAAGCACUGGAUACCCUGGACGACCUCUUGACCUCGCAGGGGCUGGAUGCCUUAGACAACUUCUCUGGAAUUGGAGGUGGCACAGGUGCUACAAAUUUAGGACCAACCCCUGCAGCGCUGGAUACCCUGGAUGGUCUUGAUUCCCUGGAUGACUUCUUGGAUACUACACCUAAUGCUGCUGCUGCUAUUGAAGAAGUUAAUGAAUCUAAAACAGAAUUGUUCUUGAGGGAAAAGUCCCUUGAUGAUUUGAUAGAUGAACUAGAUCCCCUUGAGACUGUCUCGGAUCCACUUAGUCAGAGUGGUGAUGUCUCUACAAUUGAUGUGAAAGCUGUGGAUCAGCUUGACUCCCUUGAUGUCCUGGACCCGUUUCCCUUAGUGGAAGGUGUUAGGGCAGCUUUGCCAUCAGUCUCCAUUACGGGAAUAGAUCCGGACUUGCUCACCGAUUUCAGCUCAACUGGUAUCCCAGGCUCUCACACUGCUGCAGCUCCAGUAAUGCGAUCUCCAAAGAAUAACAAAAAAGAGAGGAAAAACCAAGUGCCAGUUGCAGUCUCGAACCCACUAUCCUCAACCCAUGAAUUCCUGCAGGCCUGCUCUGCCUGUUUCCCUCGGGAAGGUCAGGGGAUAUAUACUUUCGUUCACAAGCCAGACCUGGUUCACAGCUGUAAGCGAGACAUUCUGUUAUGUAGACGAAAGGCAGCUUACCCUUCAGAGUGGACCAGAGUGCGACCAAUUCCUCCUUGGACGUCCUUCAGAGGGCCCUUUGUACUUUGCAAGGAGAUGCUGAAGUUUGGGGGUUCGGGCCGUUGUAAGUACAGAGAGAAAUGUAUGUUUGCCUACAACCAGCUGGAGAUCGAUGUUUGGACAGAAGAGAGGAAGGGGACGCUGGACAGAAGCCUGCUGUUUGAAACAGCAGUUGUCACACUGGACCCUGUGAACAGCAUCAUACACCUUCUGCAGGAACACAAGGGCAUGUUCGUGUUCCUCUGUCAGGAGUGCUAUGACAGUAAACCUAGAAUCAUCAGUAAGCGCUGCAGAGACAAUCAUACCAUCUGCUCUAACUUGGCUGUUCGCCACACCUUUGAUGCUAAUAAGUGCUUGGCAUUUGUGGUGAGGACCCACAAUGUGAACUACAGGAAAGUCCGUCCACUGAGCGUCCUGUGCCAGUUGGAUUUGUGCCACCAAGCCAUCCGGUACGGCUGCCAGAGAGAAGACUCCUGCCAUUACGCCCACUCUAUCAUAGAGCUCAAAACCUGGAGGGUGCAGCGAGACACAGGUAUCAGCCAUGAUGAGAUUGUGAAAAUAGCCACAAAGUAUUAUGACAAGCAGAAGCAAAAGUCAAACAAACAGAAAUGGAAUAGAUUGUCCUUUGGAAGUGGCGGGAGCAAACCAGGAGGAGGAGGAGGAGGAAAGAAUCUGAAUAUGAAUAUGAAGUUCGUCUGUGCUCAGUGCUGGCGGGAUGGCCUGGUCAGUGAACCAGACAAAGCCCUCAAGUACUGCACUGCUAAGGCCAAGCACACGUGGACUAAAGACAGACGAGUACUGCUGGUCAAGUCCUUAGAGAAAAAUAAAUGGGUUCAGGUCCGACCACUGCCACAUGCCAAGAACUUCCCUGUGCAGUAUGAUAUAUGUACCCAGAUUUUGGAGAAAAGGAAAUGUAACUACACUAGGAAAUGCACUUUUGCUCACAGCCAAGAGGAGAAGGAGAUGUGGAUGUACAUGAAAAAUAAUGACUUGCGGGACAUGCAGCAGAUAUAUGACAUGUGGCUAACAUUAACCACCCAAAACCACCAAGCAGAGGGAGCCAUGGUCACCCAGCCCAUCCCAGAAGAGAAAUAUAUUGUCAUGCCCACGGACUAUGCUGAACCAAUGAAUGGCUUCCACUGCCAUCUGUGCGGUAGACACAGUAACAGUGAGCGGCAGUGGCAGCAGCACAUCUCCUCUGAGAAGCACAAGGACCGAAUGUUCAGCUGUGAGGGAGAAGACGAGGCUCUGACGUGGAGUUACCGUUUUCCUGGAACAUACUUUGAACUCUGCCCCAAGUUGGAUGGCGGCUGUCCUGACGGUGUGAGCUGCGACUACGCCCACAGCCCGGAGGAGCUGGUCGAGUGGACUGAGAGACGGGAUUUCCUGCGACAGAAGCUGGCCAAAGCCAGGGAAGACAUGCUCAUCAUGCCUGAUGAAUUUAACUUUGGGAAGUACAACUUUCUACUUCAGGACUGAUACCAAUUUAGCUUUUGACUUUGUGAGCCUUUUUUCUAACUGCCAAACUAGCAUAUCAGUGUAUUAGGAGUUUUAAAAUCUAAAACCAAAACGAGCAGGCGAUGUGAUCGAACUAUCAGUGUGUCCAAUUUGCCUAAAGAUCACUUGCAAUCUGAAAGACAUGUAUCUAUGUUGAGAUUUGCUUUCUCAAAAUGCCAUAUACCAUUUACUUUAAAUUGGUAAAUAUUUUAAUUUCUUCAUGCUCAUGUCUGUUCAGCUGAAACAUCAGUACAAACUAUUCAAUGCUGUGAAAGUAAGGCCACUGUUGGUGCCACUCUAAAAAAACACAGCAGGAACAAACACACACUGUUAAUUACAGAACAUUUGUGGAGGGUCUAUAUUUAACCAUAUAUGCAGCUUUUUGUGUGCUUUGAUUCAUGUGAUGUUCACACAAGUCUUUGUUAAAGUGUUUUGUUCUUUUCCCUUCUGUUUAAGUAGGAAGUAUAUUAAGAGUGCUUUCAUUCCAUAUUUCCUUAAAAGAGAGAGGAUGUUCAAAACAUCUAACUGCAUUAAAAAACUGCCCACAAACUA